CUUUGCGAGUGAAGAGGCGGCGUGCGCGCCAAAAUUUUCUUAGUGGGAGGUGUCCGAGAAGAAGUUCCAUAUGUCUCUUUCGAGACCCAUAUUACAAUACCCCGAAGAGAAAGUUACUCAAGCUUUAGACGCUAUUAGAAAUGGCAUGUCUAUUAGAGAAGCUAGUAGAAACUAUGGGGUUCCUCGAGGCACAAUUCAAGAUAGACUUCAUCUACGAUAACAACCCUCCGAUGUCAAGAAGUGAACCGACGUAUUACCAAAAACCUAAGACUUAUUCUGUGAUACUCAUUCGAUCACCGAAAGUAUCACCUUUUGUUCGAAAGCAUCUCAUUAUUCCGUCACCUAUAAAGAAAACCGCAUCUCCUAGAGUAAUGAACAGAAUUGGAGCAAUAUCGUCUGAAGAAUGGAGGCAAUUUGAAAUUAUGAAAGAGGCUGAGAAACAAAAAAAAAAGAAACAUGCCAUUGAAGAAAGAAAGUUACAGAGAAAGAAAAAUAAAGAAGAAAAGCAAAAGCAGAAAAAUGAAACCAAGAAAAAUAAAGCUGUGAAUUCUAUCAUACGUAAAGUGAAAGGACUUAAUACAAAAAAGAAAAUUGAUGACUCUGAUCCAGAAUUCAUUAUGAAAAGUAUUAAAAAAAGAAAAUUAAACGAUAUGAAAGAAAGAAAAGGAGAAGAAGCAGAGCAGACUAACUGUGAUCCAGAGAAAGCUAAACCAAAUAAGAUUAAAAUCCUCAGUGAUGUAGUCAUAACACCUGGAACUCCUGUGAAAGAAACUAAUAAAGAAAAUUUAGUUCUGAAAAAAAUGGUUAAUCGUAGAGAAACCUUUAGAAAUGAAGAAGAACUUCAGAAUUUUUUAAAUAGUGAUUUUAAUGAUGAAUAAGUUGAUAAUGGUUCUUGUGAUAUUAGAGUACCUACUCAGGCCUUAUUAUUUAAUUAAUUUGAUUAAGUUCCUACAUAAUUAAGCUUAAAACAAUCGAUCUCAGGAGAGGCUGACUACUGGUAGCUACAUGGCCGAGUGCUGGCUUGUGCCGGCUGAGUACUGGGGAAAAGUGCCUUAUUUUGAUAAAUAUUUUAUUUUCCAUACUUAUUAAGCAAAAUUAUGUUAUUUGUUAAUUGCUUAUCAAAGUUUAAUAAAUGAUUAAGUAUAUAAGUACAAAAGGUUUUUUAUUACUAUUUUCAAUAAUUUUCUAUACAUAUUUAAAUUUACACUUUUCGCUAAAAGGCUGACUACUGGUACCCGUACCCUAU
Molecule: messenger RNA, 1246 nt
Organism: Amyelois transitella
Lineage: Eukaryota; Metazoa; Arthropoda; Insecta; Lepidoptera; Pyralidae
Exons: 2
Coding region: 141-878 (245 amino acids)
Source: RefSeq, a predicted model, not a curated record